AUGUCUACUAUUGCAAUAACUACGACUCCGCUAACUAUUCGCGCUAUCAAAUCGCCCAAGCAAUGGGAGGAAAUCAAACGUGAGGGGUGUGUCCCUAACCUAGAGAGUGAGUCCAACUUGGAAUUACAGAAACUCCUGAUAAAUACACCGGAAGCUAACCGUGUCCUCCACCAGACACACUCUGUUAAGCUGAAUGCCCUCUUGCUGUCUCCUAGUCGACUGAAGGUACCUACGAGACAUCAGACCGUAACGGUAAUCCAGAAAUUUACGGAGGUAAAUAAAAGCUCAUUAGAGGUGAUUGUGUACCUGAUAGACGCGGGAUCGUUAGGUAACGACCAGGUUGAGGUAGUGUAG
Molecule: messenger RNA, 354 nt
Organism: Penicillium mononematosum
Lineage: Eukaryota; Fungi; Ascomycota; Eurotiomycetes; Eurotiales; Aspergillaceae
Exons: 2
Coding region: 1-354 (117 amino acids)
Source: RefSeq, a predicted model, not a curated record